CGAAAAAGAUAAAGCUCGUGCCUCUUCGUAACCCUCUUCGUAACUGCAGUCCAGAUAGUGUGUCCACUCACUCAAAUUUUCAACUGUUGUAUCGUAGAUUAUCGGAGCGCCGCAUGGCGCGGCGUUCUUCAACAUCAUGCUUCGUCUCCGCGGCGCCCUACGCAGACAAAAGGCAUCCGGAGUGAUCGUUCCUAUCCUUUUGCCGAACGGUUGAGGGGCUGUGAAAACGUGGUGUGAAGAGCGAGAAACAAAAAAUACAACUAAACAGCCUAUUAGUUGAGUCAGUUUCCAGGAGGUGGUGGUGGAGGUACAUCUCGAAGAAGCAACUCCUUGCUGCUAACAGCAAAGCCACCAAAGCGCGUCGAAAAUGGCUGAUUCAGCAUUCGUGACUGCUGCCCCUUUGGUGACCCUAGUGGCGCCAACGGUGGACGCAGAAGGAGUUUGUGGCAACAACUGUAUCCCUGUAGGAUGGGAACACCUAAAGCAGAUCCAAAAUAUGAUCUUAAGGCUUCAGGUAAUUCAUCUCCAGAAGCAUCGUGGGACCUUCCUCUAAGGGAAAAGCAAGCCCAGGAUGGCUCCUAAGAUGGAUUCCGGGAGGUGGGUCUAAUGAUCUUCAUGUCUUGGACGGUUGCUGCAAGUUUUACGCUGCUGUCGACGUUGAGGACUUACGUGACAGGUAAUUGAUCUUGUUCUUACCUUACACAACCAAUGGUGAAGAUCGUGAUACAAGCACUUCGAAUCCGAAAACUAAUUUCUCAGUCUUCUAAUUUGUUCUUCUGACGCUCCUCUGCUUACUUCCUUAUCCUUUCCCUAAACCCUAAGCCCUAUGUCCUCACCCAGGUGAACGCAACCUUUUCGGUGUGAUCCCUGUGACAGAGGAAACUGUCGAUCGCGUACUCGGUAUCCAAUACUGGCUAGCCACGCACAACAAAUGGUUUGUGGUUACGAUAUUUGCAUGUCUGAUGCAACUGCUUUUUUUCAUAGAGCGGUUUGAGAGCAAGCAAGUUCCCGGUCCACAUUCCACCAUAGAGAUUGGUUUCGGAGCGAUUGUGCUGAUCGAAUUCCUCGUUCUCCUGCUCCACACGAUGUUUCUGCCUACGCCUCUAGCAGUGAUGAACUGCAUCUCGAGGAUACCUGUGGACAUAACGAUAAUUUUCAGCAGUUUCAUGCUUGGUAGGGUCACGUACGAUGCGACGGACCACAUAGACGCGGUGACGAUACCAGGCAAUUCGAUAACGACGAUCCAAACGAAGACAUGGUCUUGACUCCUACACACUGUGUUAGUACUGGGCUUGCUUCAGCUUCACGCUGUCCAAGAUGAAGAGGACGCCACUCAUUCUUACGUAUAGCUCUGCUUCCACUCUCACUCUCGCGGGAUUUGUACUGAAGCCACCUCCAACAUCUCCGUCAACACCUCCAACAUCUCCAUGAUCCUCCAACAUCUCCGUCAACUACACCUCCUCAGGUACGUUCCAACGCAGUUCAUCUGCUUCCGCCUAAUGUACGUUUGGCGCAGAUGGUUCGUUUCCUUACCCAUAUCGAAUUCCGCUUCUUUCAAAAUCCUUCGCCUGCUGAAUAUACCCAUCUGCGUCUUUCCUUUUCUCUUCGUCGCUGCAAUCUCCGUUGCCGUCUACGAGGAGGCAGGCUUUGAUCCGAGAUGGUACUUGAACGGCCCGCCGAUGGAGGAGGACAAAUUUGCGGUUCUGGCGUUUCGUAGUUACAUAGACCCGUAUCCUGCAGGCAUGCCGUUUUUUCAGUACGAUAAGUUGUGGGGACCGGAACUAGGUGGCGACCAGGUGCCAGAGGAGGACAUGAAGCAAUCGUUCAACAUGCUUUGGACGCCGCUGGGAACGGCUUACUUUAUGGUGUGAAAGCCUCCCACAGCACAUGCACAGUUCGACGCUUUUACCGGCAGUUUAAUCCCCUCUACUGUAGUACUUUCAACUUUAUUCUUUCGCCCUGUAGUUGUUGUAGUAGUUCACUCUAAUCGGCUUUACUUCCUUUCUUUAUUGACGAUUGGACCCGGCGAUCUUUCGCCAGCAACGCACGUCGGCCGGAUUUUCACGAUUGGGAGCAUGUCGCUUGGUCUCGGCAGUGUUGUCACCUUGCUGAAAGCAAGCCGACGCUUAUACAAGGUCAUGCUCGAAGGCAAGCAGGCCUACAUGCAUUAAGGGUACACCUUUAACGUGCUUUUCUUACCGCUUUUUAUGCCUCUCUCCGCCCUUAGGUAAGGGAGAAAGGCAUAAAAAGCGGGGUAAGCCGCGAGCACCAAAAACCUACCUCUAAAUGCAGAAGCGUGGAGUGAAACACAUCGUCGUCACCGGGACCCCGUGCUUCCAGCAGAUCCAGGAUUUCGUCACUGAAAUGUACCACGACGAAAAAAUGGUUACGCCCCCGCCAGUCUCAGCAGAGUUCGAGCCACCACCCACAGGGAUGAACACAGAAACGGUGCUUUUACUCGAAGAUCCAGAAACGUGCGAUCGAGUAAGGCAGUGGUUGCACAAGAUUAUGGAGAUACUAGUAGAGCACAAUGAACUUGACCUUUGAAGAUCGAGUAAGGCAGUGGUUGCACAAGAUUAUGGAGAUACUAGUAGAGCACGACACUCUAUGUUGUUGCCUAAUAAAUUUGUGUGAUGAGUAUCAUGCUGAAUAAAGAAGUGCUGAUGGUACGAUCUUCUAUAAUUAAGCUUAAGUCUGUCUGCUCAUCAUCUUCAACAUCGUCUAAUCUCCGAGAAAACAUCAAAUACCGGUCACGGGUUUUCGUUUACAAUGGGUCAGUCUGGGACGGUUUGAUCCCUACUAGGGCUUACGACGCCUUGAUGGUCUUCGUGUUGCCCAACCUGUACACGCUUGACAUCGACAAAGACGACGAGAGCAAUGUCAUGCGUGUGCUGCAAAUGAAGUCCGCCCUCUUGCUGGAUAUCAGGUUAUGGGUGGGCUACGAAGAUUCUGGUCCUCCUCAGCAUUCCCAGUAUCAACAGUUUUUGAAUGUGGUCUCAUCUUCUCUAAUCUGCAUAACCGUCCUUCUCCACGUUUCCGAACGCAAAGACUUACUUACUCCGCAUAAUCUAAACCUCGUCAGAGCAUUGCUAUCAGUUCUUUGGAGUGAGCCCCAAGCGGGUUCAACAUAAUUUCAACCUCCUAGGAGAGCUGUAGUUGAUGACCUCCUCAGGUCGACUAAGCAGGCUAAAGAUUCUAGAUAAGAAUUUUAGACUCCGCAUCAAACCGUUCUCCCCUGUGGUCUCCUCUUCUCUAAUCUGCAUAACCGUCCUUCUCCACGUGUCCGAACGCAAAGACUUACUCCGCUCAGCGGGUCUGGGAGAACAGUUUGUCAUUUCGCUUGACGAGUUCAAAGCCGCCAUCGCCAUGAAGAGCUGCUUUCUCCCAGGAUUCGGCUCAUUCGUUUGCAACCUCUUCAAGACUGUCUCACCUUCUUUUGCGGCGAAAACGGAGACGGCACAAGCCGACGCGUUUCUGCCGUGGGAAAAGAUGUACUUUGCAGGGCUGGAGAAGGAGAUCUAUGAGGUGGAUUUGAGCAAAGCCUACUACGGUUUGUCCUUUGGCGAGAUAGUGCUGGACAUUUUGCAUCGAUGCGAGGGAGAAGUGCUCUUGAUCGGCGUGGUGGAGUAUGGGGUCGCGGAUCUUCCGUUUCUUUUAUGAUGGACUGUACAUCACUGCUUCGGAUGUGACUAUGCAGGUCGUAUAGAAGAUGCAGAUUUUGCUUGUGCACUGCCCGACUUUAGAAAUAAUCUGUAAGUAUGAAGACUACUGGGUGGUCGUGCUCGUGGUGCAGCGUAGCAUUUAAGUUUUGAAGAAUGAAUGUUGCCUGACGAGGGCGAUGAUCUUCACUUCCCGCGCUGUUUCUAAUGAGACGACUGAAUCCAGGUGCUGGAACCAGAAUAGCUGCGUGGGUUUUCGAUCCGAACUACAAGGAUUCACCGCAGCUGGCACAGCGGAAAGUCAAGGGCGUCUUUAUUUUAUGAGAAGGCAAUGAGUUCAUGUUCGAAGGCAUUUUUACUGACACCAGAUACUACAUACAGUUACAGCCCGAGGAAGAAUAGAAAUCUUCAUGCUAUUAACAUAUUGAUGUUAAUAGUGACUAUUAUAAAUGCUAUAAACAUAUUGAUGUUAAUAGUUGCGAUUACGCCGACUAUUAAAUAGUCUUGUUGUCCCAGACGUCUCGCUUUCUAAUCCUCGCACCCGAUAUAGCAGCUGUUGCCCAAAAGUUCUACUUACCUGGGCAAGACGACGUCGGGUUAGCAUAUCGAGAGCAGCAGAAAGCGUUGCAGGAAGGCGCAGCACGUGCAAAGGCAAGAGAGCAACAGGGACUUCAGGGGAAGGGAGCAGGAAGUAUACAGUUCUUUCUUGAUUUUGCUUGUUUUAGUUUUUCCUAGCAGCUCUUAAUGGAAUUUAAUUGAUGAAAACAUCUUAAAGAUUCUUUCUUGGAAAGUAAGAAAUACAAGAUGAAGUGUGACAAGAAUCUUCUCCCAAUGAUUUUAUUUUAAAGAGCAUGACCUUUUCCUCCUCAGAUAACAAGCGUCUCGCGGCUCUCGAGAAGAAGCGUCAGCGGAAGCUUGAGGAGCAAGAAACAGAGAAACAGAGGAAAAUAUCGAAGAAUAUGACCUUGAAGGAGAAGAUAAGAGCUUCCAAAACUGGCGACUUGACGCAACUCUAUGGAGUCCCUAGUAUCCAGAAAGCCCUAGAAAUGGAGUACCCGAACACGACUAUGGACGAAAUACCUGGCGUCAUGGACCCAGUAUGGAAGGAAGGGACAGAUAGGCUGAUGCACGAGAGGAAGGAGUACUAAAUGAUCUUUUUUCGUAUCAUCUCACUCUAAAGUUCUUGUUCUUCGAGCAGUUCAAAUAAGUCAUCCACGACUUGUUCCAUGUUACUCCCCAAAAGCGACUGAUAGAUGACAUCAUGGAUUCAUCACUCAAAAUUACAAUCACAUUGACAUUUCCCUUUAUUUUUACCAAAGAACACGAUCAUGAUAGGUUCAAACGCACGCUAGCAGAAAUACAUGCAGUAACGGACAUGAAAGCUUUGAAUAGAACUGGCCUAGAGAUGCAGACGGGUAGUGAGGAGCGUGUCUUACAAGCAGCGAAGCACCGACAGAGUUAAGACGCGGCUAGUAGAAUCAUAUUUCUUCCCCUCUACCCUCUUUCCCGUGUGAUCGCUUCUAAGAUUGUCCAUUUUCCUAGUGCAUAAGGUUAGUUAGUCUACAACUUUGAUUAACCACCGUCUACUACUACUGUCUAGUACACACACAUUAUUUAUCGAGAAUCGCGAUAUUCUUCACAUCAUCUAAUCGGAGCUCCGUGAGUUCCUCCAGUUACGUGUCCGACCUGACAUCCGUGCCAGAGAAAUGUACAUUGCUCACAGCGAUCCGAAGCCGCCUCCACUAGAAGUCCUGGCAAACGGUGGCCACAUCGUGGUCUGUUGUCUAGGGAGUGCGCACAAAUGCAACGUGAGGAUCUAUCCUGCUAUCCGAGCUUUGCGACUGCAUAGCAACGCACCCUUGGUGAUUUUGGCGCAGGCAGUACCACCAGAUUGGCAUAGGGUGUUGGAGGCGAAAGGGAUUUACAUGCUUCACGGGAACCCAUCAAGCAUGUUCGACUUGAAAAGGAGCAAUUUCGAUUAUGAGCACUGGAUUGGGAUAGGUUGCAAAUAAUUCAGUGUUGAACUCUACUUGGCAGCUACAAGUUAUUGAGCUAGUAGAAGAUAAAAGUAGAAGAGGUUCUUGUCCACCAUGUACAUCUUGUACAAGACGUCAUGUUGUACAUGUACUAGACAUCAACCUCAAUCAAGAAGAGUCAUCAACUACAUUACCUCGUCUUCCUCUAACGACGACACGCCACGCACAUCGUGAUUCUCGCUGGCGGUGCUGGUGGUCGCGGGAACAAAAAAAAUCGGGCAAAGGCUAGCUCCUUCUUGAGGCAAGGGGAGGAUUUCCGAGAAUUGUAUCGCGCAGACUCGGCAGUGCAGAGUUCCCAAUUUGUCGCGGAUACGUACGCCGCGCCACCCAACAUGAACAUGGUCGACGCAGAUGGGAUCUUCGUCUGCAAAUUGAUCGAAGGAAAUUUGCCACCUCUGAGUUCAACGACAGUGAUUCUGGAGCUCUUAGUGGACGAGAACUACUACUUAUUAAGGCUCAACUUUCAUCACUGCCACUGGUCAUAGAGGUUGAUCACUGAAAGCGAAGAGGGUCCCCCUGAGAGAACAGGGGAGAAGGAAGGCAAAGGGGAGAGCCUUGGAGGAGGUCUCUUCCGUUCAGAGUCAUGAUGACCAAGGAAUGCUGAGCUUUAAACUUAGUUCCCUUGCGGUCAAAGGGCAAGGUCACCAGUGAAGAGCUAGGCGUAGGCGGCGACUUGAGCGACGAAGCAGGCAUGGCAGCGCACCGAGCAGCACUGCUGAGACAGCCUAGAUACGCUUCUGGACGACUGUUCUGCAGUAGCAUGAUCACCUCUCUGAUCGUGAACAUCCUCUACAACUUAAGGCUUACCUUAAUCCAUCUUCAUUCUGAAGCAUCCUCGUCCCGAAAUGGCCUUUCAACAAACUUCAAGGUGGGGACGAAAAGACGAAAAGGAAAGGACGAGGACGGGGAUGCUUCUAUCUUGAUGGAUUAGGGUCGUGAGCUCGAAACAAGACAUCUCUGGUGCAACUAGUGUCAGGUUUGAUCACGUGCAAAGGAGCGACAGUCGAAGUGCCGAUGAACUGGGUGGGCAUGCCUCUGCUCAACUUCAUGGAGUCCCUGAUUUGGCACCACAAUUUGAUCCCAAUCGGCAUCGCCAGACUGAUCAUGCACGAAAAACCGGAGAAGAAGAAGCGGUUUAAUCCGAACGAGUUGCCACCACCGCCAAAGGAUUCUGCGAUGAAGGAGUUGACAAGGGACAUCGAGCCACGCUUCAUCAUGGCAGCGCCGCACGCUUUCGACGAACUUUUGCAUGCGCAAGAUAAAUUGGUGUGCAUAGCCAAAUACGACGUCACGGAUCAAGACUUGAGUCUGUAGGAUAAUUUUUCUACUACUUCGAUAUAAUGAUGUACAACUUUUGUUUAAUUGGACACGACUCACAUUAUAAAGUUGAACAGGAUUAUGUUUUUAACAGAUUGGACUAAGGUGCCGUAUCGAGUGAAGUUGUUGCUUUCUUGACUGGAAAUUCGUGUUGUUUUCAAGCUCCAUGGAGCGCGGUUUAUGAAAAUUUGCUUAUAGAUUUGUUUUUCUUUGAAAAAGUUGUUCUUGAAGAUGUUAACCUUGACUACUCCCGGUCUUGCCGUCGUUGAUAAUUGGAGCGCCAAGCUAUUGAAAUUAGAAACAUUGUUACUUCUGAUUCCUUAGUGUAAUGUAUUCUUGCACAAGUUUUUGACUUUUUGACCCAAAGACUUACAUACCCUCCAUCUGCCCACAGCCCCGCAGCAGAACCCAAACCAAAUUCUGACGGAUCCUCAUCUGAUGGCAUUAUUCCGACCACCAUCCGAAUUGAAAUUGAAAAAAAAAAGUUGCAGAUCAAUCUCAAUCUCAUGAUUCACUCCGAAAAAUAACAAUUGUGAAAUAACUUUGGAACAGAAACAAUCUGAUGAU
Molecule: messenger RNA, 7579 nt
Organism: Amoebophrya sp. A25
Lineage: Eukaryota; Dinophyceae; Syndiniales; Amoebophryaceae
Source: the annotation of a GenBank genome assembly